UGGCACCGCUCUCUCACCUCCUUCGUCAUGUCUGCUCUCCGUGCUGCUCGCCAACUCACCGCGUCUGUGUCGAGGUUAUCGAAGCCGCUGGCGUCGUCAAGUCGUCUCGUUGCACGCAUUCCUGCCCGUACGGCUGUGGCCUCCGCCUGGACAAAUGCGCCGCGUUCCGCGUUUUCGACUUCGUCAAGAGUACAGAAGGCUGGAAGCACGGACCUUGCUCUGAGCCAGAAGUUCGAGGAAGAGCUAAAGUACGAGCUGGAGGCUUCCGCUGAACAGACGGACGAGCCCGAGUUCCUCAAAACGUUCAAGGCGCAGGGUCACUGGACGAUUGACAAUGUCGACGGCGCUGACGAGGUUACGCUCGUGCGGAAGUUCGGCAAUGAAGAGAUCCGCAUGAUGUUCAGCAUUGCCGACCUCCAAAGUCCCGCGGAGCCCGAAUUUGAAGAGGAGGGUACCGAGGCCGAGCAGGAGUCCAGCGAACAGCCCUUGACCUCCUACCCCAUCCGCGUCGCCUUCGCGAUCACGAAGUCGGAUGCCCCCGGCGCAAUCCAGGUCGACGCCAUGUGCCAGGAGGGUGCGUUCCUGAUCGAGAACGUCUCUUACUACGCCGACGCCAAGCUCGGCACUGCCGUCACCGCCGAUGCGGACUGGAGCCGUCGCGGGCUGUACGUUGGCCCCCAGUUUGAGACGCUCGACGUCGGGCUGCAGGAGGAGUUCGAGAAGUGGCUCCAGGAGCGCGGUAUCAACGAAACGCUCGCGCUUUUCGUGCCGGAGUUCUGCGAGUACAAGGAGCAGAAGGAGUACGUUCGAUGGCUCGGGAACAUGAAGAAGUUCAUCGAGGCUUGAUGGGAGUGUGCCGUCGUCCGUGGCAUGGAGUUCGCACCGUCGAUUAUCGACAAAAGUUAUCCAUAAAUGCGUAUAUAAUGUGCUAGAUGCUAAUGACUACCAUCCAUCGCUCGUUCCUUGGCGGUC
Punctularia strigosozonata HHB-11173 SS5 is the source of this 972-nucleotide messenger RNA. RefSeq names its product regulatory protein suaprga1. Gene Ontology annotation, cellular component: mitochondrial matrix. NCBI's taxonomy places the organism in Eukaryota, Fungi, Basidiomycota, Agaricomycetes, Corticiales, Punctulariaceae. The record is from RefSeq and is a predicted model, not a curated record. Gene Ontology annotation, biological process: cytosolic ribosome assembly. The transcript has 6 exons. Bases 28 to 846 code for a protein of 272 amino acids.